Polistes canadensis is the source of this 1113-nucleotide messenger RNA. It is a transcript of the gene BCAS2, whose product is annotated as pre-mRNA-splicing factor SPF27. The record is from RefSeq and is a predicted model, not a curated record. Lineage: Eukaryota; Metazoa; Arthropoda; Insecta; Hymenoptera; Vespidae. Gene Ontology annotation, cellular component: Prp19 complex; precatalytic spliceosome; catalytic step 2 spliceosome. Gene Ontology annotation, biological process: mRNA processing. The coding region runs from base 201 to 944 and encodes 247 amino acids. The transcript is spliced from 3 exons.
UUGAGAAAUGCAGUUUUAUAGAAAUGUGAUUAUAGUAGGACUGAAAGCAUAAAUAACCUUAAGGCGAAUUUUUCUUUAAUGUUUCAAUAACACUGGCAACGAAAUAUUUGUAUAGUAGUAUAUAUAUAAGGUGUCACGAAAUGUGAUUGUAUUUAUACGAAGAAACUGCAUAUAUUGAAAUUUUUUUUUUAUGUUAAAAAAUGGCUGGAGAAGUUAUUGUUGAUGCAUUACCUUACAUAGACCAAGGAUACGAUGAACCUGGUGUUAGGGAAGCGGCUUUGGCAAUGGUUGAAGAAGAAACAAGACGAUACAGACCAACAAAAAAUUAUUUGGAACAUUUACCUCCUUUAAAUAUUAAUGCAUUUGAGACUGAUGUAAUGAAACACGAGUUUGAAAGGAUGCAGAAUCGUUCUCCUAUGGAGGUUCUCAGUAUGAAACGUUAUGAACUUCCACCACCACCACCUGGUAAAAUGAAUGAUUUGGCAGCCUGGAAUGAAAGCGUAGAAAAUAGUAGUGCUCAAUUGGAACAUCAAGCAACUAGAAUAUGUAAUUUAGAUUUAAUGAUGGAAUAUGGUUGCGAAGCUUGGAAAUCUUACUUGGAAGUAUUAGUUCAGUUACUUAGUCAAGCACAGAAACAAUUGCAGACUUUAAGGAAACAGAUUCAGGAAGUCAAUUGGCAAAGGAAAUCAAAGCAAACACAAGGAGGAGAAAAGUUAAGAGCAUUGGAAGCUCAAUGGGUCGGUUUAGUUUCAAAGAAUUAUGAAAUUGAACAAGCGUGUGUACAUAUAGAAGAGGAAAUACAUUUACAAAAAUCUAUAAUGAAUAAAGAAGAGAUAGUAGAAAUAAAUCAUGUACCAGGGGAUGAAGAACCAGCUAUUCCAGGAAAAAGUGCUACAGAAGUUAUGGCAAUGCAAAUGAAUCUUGCUGAAAAUCAAGAUAUGUAAUAAUUUUGUUUAAAUAGAUACAAUGAGUCACAGGUGUGUAUUCGCAUCUGUUCCAAAACAAAAAAAGAUUCGAAUUAUCUCCAUAAGAAAUCUUGCAUUAUAAAUUAUGAAAGUACAAUAUUUCAAUAUUAUAUAAAUGUUAAAUAUAAUAAAGCACAAUUUAUUUAAU